Scleropages formosus (Asian bonytongue) is the source of this 4461-nucleotide messenger RNA. RefSeq names its product glutamate receptor, ionotropic, delta 2 (Grid2) interacting protein, b (gene grid2ipb). The record is from RefSeq and is a predicted model, not a curated record. Lineage: Eukaryota; Metazoa; Chordata; Actinopteri; Osteoglossiformes; Osteoglossidae. Gene Ontology annotation, molecular function: protein binding. Bases 1 to 3942 code for a protein of 1313 amino acids. The transcript has 21 exons.
AUGCCAGCCACCAACCAGGGUUGGCCAGAAGAGUUUGGGUUUCAUCUCGGGGGCAAUGGGCCUAGCUACAUCCUGUCGGUGGAGGAGGGCAGCAGUGCGCACCUUGCUGGGCUGCAGCCGGGAGACCAGGUCCUGGAGAUCGAAGGGCAGGACGUGUCCACAUUGGGCACGCAGGCAGUCAUAGCCCUGGCACAGGCCCAGAAGAACGUCCCUCCCAGCAUUGGAGUGGUGUCCCGCAUACAGCAGAUAGAUAUUACGCCUGGCCCUGAUGGUCGCUUUGGUUUCACCAUCGUGGGAGACUGUCCUUUGCUAGUGGAGGACUGCUCGCCCAACUCUCCUGCUGGGCGCGGUGGUCUGCGGGCAGGAGACUACGUCAUGGAGGUGAAUGGGAUCCCCGUGCGGCAGCAUGAGACAGCGGCAGCCAUGAUCAAGGCUUCACAGGGUCGCACGCUGCGUCUCGGCGUGCUCUGCGUGGGCAAUCGACAGAGUCGCGCAGGCGGGAGCAUCAGAGAGUCCCAUCAGGGUGGCGACGCUGGCAUGCGGAUGGACCGGAAACACAAGGCCCUCGAGUUCAACAGGAAGAUUGAGCAGGUCCUAGGGGACGAGCCCGAGGUGCGGGACCGGCUGUUUGCGGUGCUGAAGCAGUACGCUGCCGAGCGGAAGGUAGAAUAUCUGGCCUCCAUCCUACCGGACAUCCUGACGACUGAGGAGCAACAGCAGCUCAUUGCCAACAUCAGGAUCUUCAUCCCCAAGAAGCACCGCCAGCGCUUUGAUGAGGUGGUGUCCCAGAGCCUGGCUAGUCGCCUGUACCGGAGGAAGAGCGUGAGCGACCCCAUCCAGAACCGUCUGCACCGCAGCCGCAGCGAAGACCCCCCUGAGCGGCUGCAGGUGUCCACGCGGGCCAGCUCUGUGCCCCGGUCCGGUGGGGAGGAGGACGCCUUCCCGACCAGAGGCCUGAGGAAGACUACGUCACUCAUCACCGGGAACCCUGCUGCAGGAUCUGGCCGCAGGACAGUACGUAUAUAUAGAGGUGGUACAAGUUUUGGAUUUACUCUACGUGGACAUGCACCUGUGUGGAUUGACUCAGUUAUUCCAGGUGGCCCAGCAGAAAAAUCUGGCCUUAAACCCGGAGACCGCAUCCUCUUUCUCAAUGGCCUGGACAUGAGGAACUGCUCCCAUGAGAAGGUAGUGUCCAUGCUGCAGGGCAGCGGUGCAAUGCCCACCUUGGUGGUGGAGGAUGGACCUCCUACCUUCAUGCUGUCAGAGCCCGAGCAGGAAGAGCCACCCCCCCGUUCCCGCUCCCGAUCCCGUUCGCCGGUGCUGAGUUCCCUGCAGUGGGUGGCAGAGAUCCUGCCGUCCAGCAUCCGUGUCCACGGCCGCACCUUCAGCCAGCAACUGGAGCACCUCCUUACCCUGCAGGAGCGCUACACCAUCUGCAAGGCCCUGGAAACCUUCUUUCAGCACAGGAAUGUGGACACACUCAUCGUGGAUGUGUUUCCUGUGCUGGACACCCCAGCCAAGCAAGUGAUCUGGAAAUUCAUCUUCCAGCUGUUGACUUACGAGGAGCAGGAGCACUGUCAGCAGAAGAUCUCUCGCUUCCUGGGGUACAAAAUGGCAGGUGCGGAGAUUGGGCCGGACGCCCACCGGCGCAGCAGCUCUGUGAAAGUAACUGGAACCACGUACAAAACCAGCGUGCGUGGAAGGAGCACCGAUGAUUCCGUCAUAGGCACUCACCUGGGAAUGGGACUGGGCAAAAUUACCCCCUCUUUUUCUUGGAGCGAGCACCGCCCACAGUUCAGGUACUACCAACAAGCCGUUCCGGGUAGUGCCGAAUCUAAUCCUUACGUCAGCCUGGACAGCCCCCUACCCUCACCCCAGGCCUCCGACUACCCGCCAAGCCCACCAUCCCGCCACAAAAAGCUCUUCACCUUCUCGCGACCACCUCGCAGCAAGGACACAGACAAGUUCCUGGACGCCCUGAGCGAGCAGCUCGGCCACCCUGUCACUACUGUGGAUGACUUCCUGUCAAUGGAAACCGACUAUGAAGAGAUGAGCUUCCAAGAUGAGCAAGAAGCAAGUUUCUUACCGCUUGAGCUGAGCAGUGUCAGCAACGAGCAUCAGAGCAGCAGCGAGGACGCCGUCUCCUUGACCUACUCCUCCAGUUCAGACCACAUCCCCCCACCUCCCCAGAGCCCUCCACCACCCCCACCCAUUCAGUUCAAUGACCCUCCUCUGCUCGUGGAUCUCAGCCCCGAGCGUUCGCCGAGACCUCAGGUGCCCUUCCAGCGCUACCCCAUCCCUCCCCCACCGCCUCCACCCCGCAUCCAACUGCCAGCCCGCCACUCUUCGUACAAAGUGGUUUCCAGCAGCGAGGACCUCCAGAGCUUUCAGGUGCAUCCCUCCCUCCCGCCUUACCUAUCGCCCCAACCCAGAUACCAAAGCGACCCCAGUCUGCAACAGGUGAAGCAGCCUUACCCAAGUCUGCAAAGCCGCCCGUCACCCGAGGCAUCCCCUCAGCCUACACGACUCAGUCAGCGCUCCCACCGCCUCAACCACCCACAGCCCCAGCCACACUACACCCACCAGACCCACACCCCAGGGUUUAACCAGCCUCGCGAGAGCCCCCGGCCACUCCACCGCCCUGACACGCUCGUGUCAAACAACCUCGGUCAAUCCAAGAUGCUUCAGCCACCACCCCCACCCCCGCCACCCCCUCCUCCUUGUGUACCGCCGCCAUUGCCACGGUCCCCCAGCUAUAACCCCGAUUCCAACCACAUGAGUGUGAAGCGACUCCGAUGGGAGCAGGUGGAGAACUCCGAAGGCACCAUCUGGGGACAGCUUGGGGAGGACUCUGACUAUGACAAACUGAGCGACAUGGUGAAGUACCUUGAUUUAGAGCUGCAUUUCGGAACACAGAGGAAACCCAUCUCUCUUCCAGAGCCCACCAUCCUCCCGGAGAGUUUUAAAAAGAAAGACGUGGUUGAAAUACUUUCACACAAAAAGGCCUACAAUGCCUCCAUCCUGAUCGCGCACCUGAAGCUGUCGCCAGCAGAGCUGCGCCAGGUGCUGAUGACCAUGAGCACGGACCGGCUAGAGCCGUCACACAUCAAGCAGCUGCUGCUUUACGCACCCGACGAGGACGAGGUGAAGCAGUACGAGCAGUACAGCCACGAUCCCAGCAAGCUGAGUGAGCCUGACCAGUUUGUCCUCCAGAUGCUGUCAGUCCCCGACUAUAAGAUGCGCUUGAGAAGUCUGCACUUUAAGACCACGCUGCAGGAGAAAACCGAGGAGUUGAAAGUUAGCUACGAGUACAUCCACAAGGCUUCCUUCGAGCUGAAGAACAGCAAAAGGCUGGCAAAGAUCCUGGAGUUUGUGCUGGCGAUGGGGAAUUAUCUGAACAAUGGUCAACCAAAGACUAACAAAACCACUGGAUUUAAAAUCAACUUUCUCACAGAGCUCAGUACUACCAAAACCGUUGAUGGGAAGUCAACUUUCCUACACAUUCUUGCCAAAUCAUUAAGCCAACACUUUCCAGAACUUCUGGGUUUUGCCAAGGACCUUACAACAGUACCACUGGCUGCCAAAGUCAAUCAGAAAUCCAUCACAGCAGACCUUCAUGACCUUCAGUCAACCAUACAAGAGAUCAGGAUUGCCUGCCAAAGAAUGCCGCCCACAGAUGAAGAUCGCUUUGCAAUCGUGAUGAGUAACUUUCUGGAAAACCGCCAUCCGACAGUGCAGUCUCUAGAGUCCCUGCAGCAGCGAGCCAUGGAUGAGUUUGCCAAAGUUGCUUCUUACUUUGGAGAAGACAGCAAGGCCACCACCACUGAAGCCUUCUUUGGCAUUUUUGCCGAAUUCAUUUCAAAGUUUGAGAGAGCUUUCCAUGAGACCCAACUCAUGGAAUACGCCAGGAGCCCAAGCAUGGCAUCUCCACUGGCUUGGUGAGAAGAUGCUGAAGGCAGUGCCAAGAAGACACACAACCCCUCCCCGACCACCACUGCACAGCACAGUUCCCCUGAAGACUGUCAGCUAACUACAAGUUUGAAGAGUAAUGACAGCGGCAGAAGUUCACAUACUUCACAUGUACAAUAAUGGUGGCAUUUGUUUAUAUGUAAGAUUUUAUACUCAUAUUUAACAGUAAAUUUGCAGGUGUAUAUUAUUAUAUAUAAAGCUGGAAACAUAAGAAACACAUAAUGGUCUUAACAUGUACAUCAUCCCUGUAUAGAACUGUUAAAAAGAUAUAUACACUACUGCCUAAAAGAGGUUUAGCUGAUCAGUAGCUAUUAGAGCAGAACACAUCACGGAACAUGAAAGUAAUGUUAUAUUUUUAUGUUUCAACAAAUCCACUCAAAAUCUGGAUUUGUAUUAAAUCCUAGAGAUUAUCGGAACAAUAAUCACAUCAAAUGAGAUUUUGAAAACAUUCUUUCACAGUGGUUACCGAUCAAGCUUUAACUUUAAGACGAA